Messenger RNA from Camelina sativa (false flax), 630 nucleotides. RefSeq lists its product as uncharacterized. The record is from RefSeq and is a predicted model, not a curated record. Lineage: Eukaryota; Viridiplantae; Streptophyta; Magnoliopsida; Brassicales; Brassicaceae.
UUUCAAAGAGAAAUCGUCCUCCCUCAUCAUGAACGUAUUCAUCAAUGUUUAAGAACCUCUUUCUUCUAAACCAAGCAAUAUCUAUUUAUGGAUAAGAGGGAGAAUGCUGGAUGGACUCCAGUUCCACAGUUCGGAGGAUGGGACCAAAACGGGCCAAAUGACGAAACAAACUACUCGGUUGUCUUCUCCAAAGCUCGCGCUAACAGGAAGCAGAACAAAGCUGGUGUGAGACAUUCUAGUUUGGGAAGCCAACAAGAACUCAUGGCAAGUGCUCGUCGCAACCACCAGCAACUUCACCAUCGCCACGAAACUCAAGACGAUGACCCUGUCAUGAAGAAGAAGAGGAUCUUGACCUACAUUAAUUGUUGUAUCAGGCCAAACUAGGCCCUUGUUCCAAAAACUCGCAAUCUAUAUGUCCUCGAUGACAUAGCAAAAAUACGUCGCAGCGUGUAAUGAAUGAGUGUAACAUUUCUGUAAUCUUCUUCAUCAAAAGAAAAAAAAAAAAAAAAGGAGACGACGUACGUUUCUGUAAUAUAUGUGCAUUAUCUGUUAAUAUACUCCACUCUGGUUGGUGUAUAUAUACAUUCUGACUUAAUUCUGCCUACAUUAUUAUGAUAAGAGAGCAAUUUA